Paramormyrops kingsleyae is the source of this 2343-nucleotide messenger RNA. RefSeq names its product tyrosine-protein kinase Lyn-like. Lineage: Eukaryota; Metazoa; Chordata; Actinopteri; Osteoglossiformes; Mormyridae. Gene Ontology annotation, molecular function: ATP binding; protein binding; protein tyrosine kinase activity. Gene Ontology annotation, biological process: protein phosphorylation. The record is from RefSeq and is a predicted model, not a curated record.
GCCGUCACUUUCACGGAGUCCCAGGGCGUCUCCUGACUACAGAGCCGACGUGGGCUGCGAUCUCUCAGCAGCAACCUGUGAAUUAGGCUAUUAGUGCAAACACUGUGAGAAAGUCUUCAUAAGAGGUGCUGUUAUGCUAAGUAAAUUACGAGACUGGACGGAGUAUCAGGAAGUAUGGCAGCGGCAACUCGGCAGAAAGUUGACUGUAGAGUUCCUCUUUCUGUAAGGUGCUAGAUCGCCCCAGACCUCUCCGAUUGCACUUUUAAUAGCGGGAUAUAACGAAAAACAGCCUGGAAACAACGGGAAACAGCUGGGGAAGCAUUCUGACCGUCUUUGAUGGGAAACAUGGGCUGUCAGAAGUCCAAGCUAUCCGGGGAGCAGGGAACCGAAGCUGAAACAAAGAAGCACCAGCCCAAAAAUUCAACUUCAGAUGGCCUCCUUCUGCCAGGUCAAGUACUUGAGAAGAUGGAAGAGAAAAUCGUGGUUGCUGUGUACCCGUAUGAGGCCGUUCACCCCGACGACCUGGCAUUCAAGAAAGGGGAGAAGCUGAAGGUGCUGGAGGAGAAUGGGGAGUGGUGGAAAGCCAUGUCUCUGACCACUAAGAAAGUGGGUUACAUCCCCUACAAUUACAUCGCCGAGGCCGACACCAUGGAGACGGAGGACUGGUUUUUCAAGGAUAUCAUCAGGAAAGACGCGGAAAGACAGCUUUUAGCCCCAGCAAAUAAGGCGGGAGCCUUCCUCAUCCGAGAGAGCGAGACAUCGAAAGGAAGCUACUCGCUCUCGGUGCGUGACGUGGACAGCAACAACAUGGGCGCGGUCAAGCAUUACAAAAUCCGCUCGCUCGACAACGGGGGCUACUACAUCUCCCCCAGGCUCACUUUCCCCGACCUCAGCAGCAUGGUGAAGCACUACCAGAAGAAUGCCGACGGACUCUGCCAGAAGCUGGAGAAGCCGUGCGCCAAGCCGAAGGCCCAGCAGCCCUGGGACAAGGACGCCUGGGAGAUCUCCAAGGAGUCCAUCAGGAUGAUAAAGAAGCUUGGAGCAGGACAGUUUGGAGAAGUGUGGAUGGCAUCUUACAAAAACAACACGACGGUGGCGGUGAAGACGCUGAAGCAGGGCACCAUGUCGGUGGAGGCCUUCAUGGAGGAGGCCAACCUGAUGAAGACGCUGAGGCACGACCGGCUGGUGCGGCUCUACGCCGUGGUGACCAAGACCGAGCCCAUCUACAUCAUCACCGAAUUCAUGGCCAAUGGCAGUCUGCUAGACUUCCUAAAAAGCAACGACGGCAGGAAGGUGCUAUUGCCCAAGCUCAUCGAUUUUUCUGCACAGAUCGCCGAGGGCAUGGCCUACAUCGAGAAGAAGCACUACAUUCACAGGGACCUGCGGGCUGCCAACGUCCUCGUCUCCGACUGCCUGCUGUGCAAAAUCGCUGAUUUCGGCCUGGCGCGCAUCAUCGAGGAUAACGAGUACACUGCAAGAGAGGGAGCAAAGUUCCCUAUUAAAUGGACCGCCCCAGAGGCCAUUAACUAUGGGUCGUUUACCAUAAAGUCAGACAUGUGGUCAUUUGGAAUCCUUCUAUAUGAAAUCAUCACAUAUGGAAAAAAUCCUUAUCCAGGCAUGAGCAACAGUGAAGUUAUGACGAAUCUGCAGAAAGGAUAUCGAAUGCCCAUCCCUGAGGACUGUCCCGCCCAGCUCUACGAACUCAUGACGACGUGCUGGAAGGACAAGCCAGAGGACAGGCCCACCUUCGACUACAUGCAGAGUGUACUAGAUGACUUUUACACAGCCACUGAGUCACAGUACCAGCAGCAGCCAUAGGUGGCGGUGCUGAGACAGCUCGGGAUGGGACAAACGUUUGUGACUGACUGAAACACCCAAUAAUCAGACAACUGUAACCAUUUGCUUUUAUGCAAGCCAAAAAAAACUUUCGAAGGAUGGAGCUAACCCAACAAACUGCUUUUCUAUUUCCUAUACCUUAAAGACUAUGCCUUUGUCAAUCAUCCAACCAAAUCUAACUUUCUCCAAGGACAAGUUACAAGGGCCGGUUCGGACCGCCUACAAGAGCGGCAAGGCAAUGGGGGCUAUCGGCAGGGAGAGGGUGCCACCUUAUCUACAUGUACAAGGAGCAAGACACAGAGAAAUGCCCCCCCCCAAAAAAAAAAAAAAAAAAAAAAAAGGGAAAGAUGACAUGGCAAGCUAGAAUUGCUCACUUUGGAAUGUGGACCAAAAAAAAAAUAAUGGUUUUGUAUCAAUACCUUUCCUGAUUCCCAUUGCCUAAACAUAAGCCAUGUUACAAUUGCUGUAAAUUAAACACUGUAUAUAAAGAUUAAUAUAAGCUACUUA